This is a messenger RNA of Sipha flava (yellow sugarcane aphid), 1169 nucleotides long. RefSeq lists its product as uncharacterized. Lineage: Eukaryota; Metazoa; Arthropoda; Insecta; Hemiptera; Aphididae. The record is from RefSeq and is a predicted model, not a curated record. Gene Ontology annotation, biological process: positive regulation of transcription by RNA polymerase II; cytokine production.
UGAAGUGGUUAAUGAGCCUGGCACUUCCACAGGAAUCUCGCCUGAAUCAAAUAGAAAUAGAUCACUAGUCGAUCUUAGAUUGACUAGUGUUUCUCCAGUAUUUUUUACGGGUGCCGCUCGAAUGGCUUCAAAUUCUGAGAAUACAAACUCAAAUAUUCAGAAUACUCAAAAUACUGCAGAAACUCCACAAAUGUUAAGGGUACUCGGACCAACUAUAGUUAUAGGAGAUUUUUAUGAUGGUUAUGACAUGUCUUAUUUACCACCACGUUCAAAAAGAUCAAAAAAGGAAGAAGUAAUGUUUAUUCCACCAGAUGAAUGUACAUUGGAAGAAUUAAAUCGUACUAUCAACGUUAAAGUUUAUUGGCGUGAAACAUCAACAUCCACCUUUCCUAUUAGAAUGUUUCAGUCAAUUGAAAGUAUUUUUGAACAUUUUGUUAAAAUAGAACAAAUAAAUAUAACACAUAUUACUUUGACAUUACACGGAAAAAUUCUUCGACCAACAGAUACACCACGUUCUAUAAAUUACAAGAUUUCAGAUUUCAUUGAUGGUAAAAUAGAUUUUUACCAAAGCUCCAUUUCUGAUCCAUCAAAAAAUAAUGAGGCUAAAGAAGAAAAAUUGGAAGAUGAUGAAAUCAAGAUUUAUAUUAUGCAAAAAGAUGUGAGGAAAAGAAUAUUUUUUACUAUAAAAAAGAAUGAAAAAAUGAUAAUUUUAUAUAUUAAAGUAUCUGAGAAAUUGGGCUUGGAUAUUGAACAAUUUACAUUAUUGCUUGAUGGAGAUAAUAUUAAAUGGAAUGAUACAGUAAAAACUCUUGAUCUUGAAGGUGAUGAAUGUGUUCAACUCGAUGAAAAAGAUGAAAAAUAAUACUAUAAGUUAGUUUAAAAAUAAUGUUUUGUAUGAUAAACAAAAACAUUAUUUGUAUUUACUUUCAUUAUUGGUCUAAAAACAUUUUCAAUUUGUUAAAUUUAAUUAACCUUUUUUUUUUUUUGGUUCUAUUAUUUGUAAAAAAAAAUAUUGUUUAUCAUUAUUUUUUAAUAUGCAUUAGUUAUAAUAAACACUUAAUUUUAAAUUUUGAUUUAAUAGUAUGGAGUCUAUUUCCAUACUAUAUAUGAAAUUAAAUACUCUUUUUUUUAUUAUCUAUUUGUUUAUGUAAUUAUUUUUAACAUACAUA